Molecule: messenger RNA, 394 nt
Organism: Spirodela intermedia
Lineage: Eukaryota; Viridiplantae; Streptophyta; Magnoliopsida; Alismatales; Araceae
Source: the annotation of a GenBank genome assembly
AUGCCGGAUCGAUUCUCAAUUCCCAUCAUCGAGAAACUUCUAGACAAACUCCACGGUGCCAAAAUCUUCUCCAAGCUUGAUCCGCUCGGGCUAUCAUCAAAUAAAAGUCUGGAGUGAAGACGUCCCCAAGAUGGCCGUCUGCAUGCAUGAGGGACACUAUGAAUUUCUGGUCAUGCCGUUCGGACUCUCCAAUGCGCCGGCCACCUUCAAGUCACUAAUGAACUCGAUCUUUGCCAGUUACUUGUGCAGAUUUGUCCUCAUCUUCUUUGAUGACAUCCUGGUUUACAGCCUGAGCCCGAAGGAACACAAAGAACACCUAAGGCGCGUGCUAGCCGUCCUCCAUGCCAAUGCCAUGCACCUCAACCAGAAAAAGUGUUCUUUCGGGAAAGCCUAG